AUGAUGAAACGAAAGGCGGAGAAGCAGCAACCAACUGCCCCCGUCAGUGCCAUGAGCGCUGUCGCGGCGCGCAGAGCUCGGCAGGAAGCGCAACAAGCGCAGCAUCAAGCGACAUCAUACCCCAAAGUGGUGGUUGAAAUCACAAAUGAACCACCUUCGAAGCGACCGCGGAGAUCUCUAGAAGGAGCACAGCCCACCGAGACAAAUGGGGUGUCGAAGGUGCCCCGAACAAGGUCAUCCACGAAGCAAAGCGAACGUGCCUCCGCGACAGCAAAGACAACACGACAAAAGCAAGCCGCAAGCUCUGAUAAGUUGGAAUCAAAAGUCCAUGAAUCAGAGGAAGAGUCUUCAGACCAAGAGGAAGCCGAGCCGGCCCAACUGGAAGAGAUGACAGAGGACGAGGUCGCAUCGGUUGUUGGUGAUGCUGAUGGUUACGAGUCGCCUGCACAAACUCCAGCGGAGCUCCAAAAUUUCCCCCUAUCCAAGAUGCGCUUGAACAAAAAUAGCAUUGUCUAUGCGGACGAGAAAACACUCUGUGUUCGCAUCAAGGAGAAGACGAACUUGACCCUGCUGGGUCUGUAUGAGAUUUGGGUCAAACGGGGAAUUGUUAGUCUCAUGGGAGCCAAGCUACAUCCUUCAGCCCGGGCCUACCGGGUUUAUGCCCCUUCAACCCACUCCUUGCCUGUCAUUAAGUGUGUCUCUGGCGUGGAUGGGGAGGCAGAGGUAGAAUUGAAGUCUUGCAACAGUGGUCUGUCUCGAUUGCGGGACAUAUCGCCUUUAUAUCAAAGGAUCUGGAGUGGGGAUAAUACCGUUGCGGAUAAGUUUACUUUGAAGGGCGCACCCAAAGACUCACAACGAACUUUCUCAGUGCUUUAUACAUCUUCCGAUGAUACUCUCAACCGACACUUGCGACCCCUCCAUCUGGAUAAAAAAUGGAGCGCAUCAAUGAAAGCUUUGUCUCAGCGAAAGGGACAACUUCGAGUUCUGGUCUGUGGGCCCAAAGCCUCAGGCAAAUCGACUUUCAGUCGGUAUUUGUUGAACCAUGUCUUGAGUCCAGCACCGGAAACAGAAAACAACCAUAUCAAUACCGAUGGCGUGGCCUUCCUAGACCUAGACCCUGGUCAGCCUGAAUUUGCUCCUAUGGGUCAGGUCUAUCUUGCACAUCUUCGCUCUCCAUUCUUUGGCCCACCAUUCACCCAUCCUUCACUAGAUGAUUCCAGGGAUGGCCAGAUUAUGCGAGCACACCACAUUGGCGCAACAUCUCCUAAGGAAGACCCAGAUCACUAUGCCCUGGCUACAAUGGAUCUUAUGGAACAAUACCGCUCUUUAUUAACAAGGUAUCCUCAGUGCCCGCUCAUUAUCAACUACCCCGGUUGGAUCUUUGGACAAGGUCUGGAGGUCGCAACAUGGCUUAUCAAGAGUCUUGGACUCUCCGAUGUAGUCUACAUGAGCGAGAAAGGGCCCAUGGAAGUUGUUGAUCCUUUGAGCUUAGCUGCAAGCGAGGCUCGAGUCCCAAUCACAAUCCUCCCCUCUCAGCCGACCGACUUUGUGAGCAGGUCAAGUGCCCAGCUGCGAUCCAUGCAGAUUCAGUCUUACUUCCACAAGUCCCACCCGAGUGGCAUCAGCAACCCGAUUUGGCUGGAUGCACCCCUCUCUCACACACGUCCCAUGGCCGUGAACUACGCGGGAGUCAAGCAAGGUAUACUGGGAAUCAUGGUGAUGGGAUCCCAAAUUAACCCUUCCAUGUUGCGAGAGGUACUCGAAGGCGCUAUUGUUGGAGUAGUGGCGGUGGAGUCGUCGAACGCCAUCAUGUGUGCACGUCCAAUGACAUCAACCGAGGAUAAUAGUAAUGAGAUCGACGCCGAUGAUGACAUGGAAAUUGAUUCAGGAGAAACCGACGAUGGCGCAGGUGCACCUUACGCAGCUGGCAAUAUCAUCAGAACCCCACAAGAGGAUCUUCCUUACAUCUCUGUUGGAUCUGGUAGUUCCACUCCACUGGAUCCUAAGGCUUCUAAUUGUCUUGGGCUGGCCCUGAUUCGCUCCGUCAAUGUGGCCUCCCGCCAGUUAGAGCUUUCCACUCCCAUUUCUCCCUCGCGUCUACGUGAUGCCAUCGAACAUGGCCAUCAGCUUGUGCUGGUCCGCGGCCAGUUGGAUAGCCCGAAUUGGGCAGUCAGCGAAGAGUAUUACGCUGCACGAGCUGCAGAGAGGCGGUACCAGAACUCUAGCUCCCGGGCUAAGAAGAACAGCUCUAACGCAUUGGACCUGGCCAAAGAAAAUGAGGCCCUUGCGCUCCUGCGCGAGAGAGUCCGUCGUGCGAGUAAUGUACCCUGGAUGACUGUUGUCGAGGACAAUAGCCGGAAGCAUCGUGAGGAGGCGGCCCAACGCGAGAAGUCACUUUGGAAGCUGAGGAAGAAGGCCUACCCGGGCAGUGAAAGUGAAGCUGAAUGGUGA
Molecule: messenger RNA, 2451 nt
Organism: Penicillium macrosclerotiorum
Lineage: Eukaryota; Fungi; Ascomycota; Eurotiomycetes; Eurotiales; Aspergillaceae
Gene: grc3
Exons: 4
Coding region: 1-2451 (816 amino acids)
Biological process (GO): cleavage in ITS2 between 5.8S rRNA and LSU-rRNA of tricistronic rRNA transcript (SSU-rRNA, 5.8S rRNA, LSU-rRNA)
Cellular component (GO): nucleus
Molecular function (GO): polynucleotide 5'-hydroxyl-kinase activity
Source: RefSeq, a predicted model, not a curated record